This is a messenger RNA of Austrofundulus limnaeus, 1723 nucleotides long. Its product is annotated as sodium/bile acid cotransporter. The record is from RefSeq and is a predicted model, not a curated record. Gene Ontology annotation, biological process: bile acid and bile salt transport. Gene Ontology annotation, molecular function: bile acid:sodium symporter activity. Gene Ontology annotation, cellular component: membrane. NCBI's taxonomy places the organism in Eukaryota, Metazoa, Chordata, Actinopteri, Cyprinodontiformes, Rivulidae. The coding region runs from base 291 to 1316 and encodes 341 amino acids. The transcript is spliced from 6 exons.
UCCCAGUUGCUUAUAAAGCAGGAAYGGGGGAAGACUGCUGAGCUGACCAGGAGUAGAAGAAGACAUUCAGUGCUGUGAUAUUUUGUUCUGUUAUCUUGUUUGUUAAGCAGCCUGCAGGGGUUAACACACCACGUUGUCACGAGACCAUGUGAUAAAAGGGGCUCAAAUACAGAAAAGAGGGGUCAGAUGCAARAAUGUGUGGGCGAGCUCUAUUUGGAGCUGCAGCCAGUGGCUCGAAUUGAAGAUGUAGAAAAUCGUACAGUGAAAAAAGAGGAAGAAGAACCACAACAAUGAAUGGAACAACAGGCCAUGUGGUAAUAAUCGACGCCGUUAACGUCACCAGCAUCUUUGGCAAUGGCAGCUCAAGCUUCUUCAACAUCCCCAAACCCUUAAACACAGCCAUCAAUGUUAUAACCAUCGCCAUCCUCUUCAUCACUAUGAUUUCCCUUGGCUGCACAAUGGAGAUUCACAAAAUUAAGUCCCACCUUCUCAAGCCAAAAGGAGUGGCCAUUGCACUGGUGGCCCAGUUCUGCAUCAUGCCUCUCACGGCGUUCGCUCUGACCAAAAGCCUGCGGAUGCCUCCCAUUAAGGCUGUGAUUGUGCUCAUCUGUGGCUGCUGUCCRGGGGGAAGCUUGUCAAAUAUCUUUUCGCUCGUGGUGAAGGGUGACAUGAACCUCAGCAUCGUGAUGACAACUUGCUCUAGCAUCGCAGCCAUGGGUCUAAUGCCUCUGCUGCUGUAUAUCUUCAGCCAAGGCUUCACGGGUCUGGAAAACGCUGUGCCGUWUGUUGGCAUUAUCACCACCCUUGUUUCCACGUUGGUGCCGUGUGCUGUUGGCAUUCUCAUCAAUCACUACAAACCAAACUACUCAGCAGCUGUCACAAAAAUAGGUGUCAUCAUGCUGGUGCUUUUCGCCAUCGUAGCUGCUGUCCUGUCGGUUUUAAUAUUCAAGGAUGUGAUAUUGAUGAUCUUCAUGCCCGACUUCAUCGCUGCGGCUGCGCUGAUGCCUUUGAUUGGAUUCACUCUGGGAUACGUAAUGUCUGCAGUUUGCAAACUCAGUCCAAAGUGCAGCAGAACCAUCUCAGUGGAGACAGGAUGUCAAAACCUCCAGCUGUGCUCCGCCAUUCUCAAGGUGGCCUUUUCCCCGCAGGUCAUGGGACCCAUGUUUCUCUUCCCCUUGUUAUACAUCAUGUUCCAGUGCGCUGAGGCCCUCCUCCUGGCCUUGUGCUUCAGAUAUUACCAAAGAGUCAAGCCACUUGCUGGGGAUACUGGAACACAAAAACAUGCUGGUCUUCAACAAGAGGAGGUACGACCAUGACACCGAAGAGGAGUCCUGGAUGAACCCUUAUGUUUGGGACACCAACUGGAAGACCAACAAAUACUUUUACACAGAAAUAAGAAGUUGAAUUGUUCAAGCUUUCUAUUUAUGUUCACGCCUGGAAAAAAUCUUUUGUGACAAUUUUAUGUAAAAUUUACAAUUGACAAUCAAAUGAUCAGCUUUUUUAAAGACUCAAGAAUUACAUACUUUGAUAAAAAUACAUAAAGAAAAGGCAACGCCAUGAAAAAAACAAAAGGAUAUCAUCAGUUUCAACACAUCAAAUAAUAUUUAAUCAAAUCGACGUAUUUACAGGAUAAACACAACUUAAAACUUUGUACAUAUAUUAAAAUAGCACAUUAACUAAAAACAAAUCAAGUUUCAGUCGAGUAAAGUGAACACAAAGAUCA